This is a messenger RNA of Dipodomys ordii (Ord's kangaroo rat), 1575 nucleotides long. RefSeq names its product CD2 (cytoplasmic tail) binding protein 2 (gene Cd2bp2). Gene Ontology annotation, molecular function: protein binding. Gene Ontology annotation, cellular component: U5 snRNP. The coding region runs from base 157 to 1176 and encodes 339 amino acids. Lineage: Eukaryota; Metazoa; Chordata; Mammalia; Rodentia; Heteromyidae. The record is from RefSeq and is a predicted model, not a curated record. The transcript is spliced from 7 exons.
GGCGGCCUGGUGCCCCGGAUGUAGCCUUGGAGAAAGCAUCUUUCCUUUCUUCCUCCACCUCCCCGUGGGAUCCCAGGUGAGCGCGGGCAGUUGGGACUACCUGAGUGCCCGUGGCUCUGCUGCCGGCGUGCUUGAAGAAAUCCCCCUCUGCCAGUCAUGCCAAAGAGGAAAGUGACUUUCCAAGGUGUGGGAGAUGAGGACGAUGAGAAUGAAAACAGUGCUUCCAAGAAGAAGCUGGUGGACCCUGUGGUUGGGGCAGGGGGCCCUGGGAGCCGCUUCAAAGGCAAACACUCUUUGGACAGCGAUGAGGAGGAUGAUGAUGAUGAGGGGUCCAGAAAAUAUGACAUCCUGGCCUCAGAAGAUGUAGAAGGUCAGGAAGCAGCCACGCUCCCCAGUGAAGGAGGUGUACGGAUUACACCUUUCAACUUGCAAGAAGAAAUGGAAGAAGGCCACUUUGAUGCUGAUGGCAACUACUUCCUGAACCGGGAUGCUCAGAUCCGAGACAGCUGGCUGGACAACAUUGACUGGGUGAAGAUCAAGGAGCGGCCACCUGAUCAGCGACAAGCCUCAGACUCAGAGGAUGAGGACAGUGUGGGCCAGACACCAAUGAGUGCCCAAGCCCUCCUAGAGGGACUUUUAGAGCUGCUGUUGCCAAGGGAGACAGUAGCGGGGGCACUGAGGCGUCUGGGGGCCAGAGGAGGAAGCAAAGGAGGCAGCAAGGGGACAGGGAGGCCUAGCUCCCCCCAGCGCCUUGACCGGCUCUCAGGGUUGGCUGACCAGAUGGUGGCCCGAGGCAACCUGGGUGUAUACCAGGAAACUAGGGAACGGUUGGCUAUGCGGCUAAAGGGGUUAGGGUGCCGGACCCAGGGAGCCCCUGACCCCACCCCUCCACCCUCCCUGGACAUGUUCGCUGAGGAAGUGGCUGAGGGGGAGCUGGAGACCCCAACCCCUACCCAGAAAGAAGAGUCGUCAGGAGAUGGUCUGGUGGAUGUAAUGUGGGAAUAUAAAUGGGAGAACACAGGGGAUGCUGAGCUCUAUGGGCCCUUUACAAGUGCCCAGAUGCAGACCUGGGUGAGCGAAGGCUACUUCCCUGACGGUGUUUAUUGCCGGAAGCUGGACCCCCCUGGUGGUCAGUUCUACAACUCCAAACGCAUUGACUUUGAUCUCUACACUUGAGCCUAUUGAGAGCCCAGUUGAGUGGCCCCUUCUUUUCCGCACAUGGUGGAGGAGGCCCCGGCGGCCUCAGCAGUGAGGAUAUUGGAGGCCACUUUUCAAUCAGUUUUCCUUUCCCUUAAAUCCUUGGCUGCACUGAUGGCCAAAAGCCAGGGGCGUAUGCCAUAGCUCCUCUGGCCUUGCCUAAGUCCUUGAGUGUUUCCUCCAUGAAGUUCCUCCUUGGCAGUUUCUCUCUGAUUUCUUGGACCACCUCACCUUUGUGGACCCCCAUUAGUAGCAGAGUUCAAGCCCGUCAGGUGUCUUGAGGUCCCCUUUCCCAAACUCUGCUCAUUGUGUAGAAAUCCUUUCACUCGCACCCUUCUCCAGUCUUCUCUGAGGUUCUUGUUCUGUUCCUCUUGAGUC